Messenger RNA from Aspergillus alliaceus, 2052 nucleotides. RefSeq lists its product as uncharacterized. NCBI's taxonomy places the organism in Eukaryota, Fungi, Ascomycota, Eurotiomycetes, Eurotiales, Aspergillaceae. The transcript is spliced from 7 exons. Gene Ontology annotation, biological process: regulation of DNA-templated transcription; DNA-templated transcription. The record is from RefSeq and is a predicted model, not a curated record. Gene Ontology annotation, molecular function: zinc ion binding; DNA-binding transcription factor activity, RNA polymerase II-specific; DNA binding. The coding region runs from base 1 to 2052 and encodes 683 amino acids.
AUGAAUGGGAGCAAUAUACCCACAUCAGCCAACCGUCGGCGAAGGUCAUCUCAGGCUUGCGUCUUCUGCCGACAGAGAAAGUUCAAACGCCACAACCAGCGACCUAUCUGUGCCAACUGUCGAACAUAUAGCAGAGACUGCGUCUACACUGCGCUACCGGUGAAGCCUAGACCAUCCAAUCGUCGGCUCUCAAAGUUGGAAGAAGAGAACCAUCAACUGCGACAAAGACUACAAGCUGACGGACAUAAUCUGGACAAUGAGAUACGUGCCCUUGCAACAUCGCCUGGGCAGAAACUGUCGCGAACAGGAGUAAACUCACCAGCCACUCUACCGGCGGUCGAAGAGCCUGGUCAGCCUGAGACUACGCAUUCCACAGUUUCUCGAAUUUUCAUCACUCCGAAUGGAGAAUCCAGCUAUCAUGGCCGCACCAGUACCCUCUUUGAUGAUACCGCGACUGACCAGCGGGUGCUUCAAAGUCUCGUGGCUGACCCGAAGAAGCCCCGCGAGUGGAUCAAGAAAGGAUUGAUGGGCGAAGCCGCGUAUCAGCGAAAAAUGGAGAUCCUGAACUCCCAACAAGGGAAAUUGGACUUUGAUGGCGAAGAGUCGGAUCUGGGCAUGCAUCUAUUAUCGCUUCACUGGAAUCGUCAAUAUUUCCUCAAUACCUAUCGCCCGGCCUUCAUGCGAGACAUGGCUUGUGGCGGUCCAUACUUUUCCAAAUUACUCUUGAACGCGAUCUACUUCGCGGCCUCCAAGUUCAGUCCCCGUCUAGAAGUCCGUCAGAAUCCCGAAGAUGUUCGCACCGCGGGUUGGCGCUACCGAAGGCGAGUGAAGGAACUGCUCGGCAGUGCCCUAGAUCGGAGCGAUAUCACCACUGUCCAAGCCUUGCUUGCUGGCACCGCAUUUAGGAUGAUCAUUGAUCUGGGAAUGCACAUUGAUGCGCCCUUUUUAAUAAAUAUGCGUCGGUUGUCCGAAGAAGAUUUGGAGAUCAGACGACAAGUCUUUUGGGGAGCAUUUGUUGUCGACAAGGUCCAGUCGCUAUACCAAGGACGACCGCCGAGUUUCCAAGUCUUCGACACGAAUGUCCCGUUGACAUUCCUCGAUCGGUACGAAGAGCUCGAGCAUUGGACCCCGUUUGCCUACCCUGGUAACCCUGGCUUGAGAUAUCCAGGUUCUCCGGCCUACAGUGUCUCCACAUUCAUAGAGAUAUGCAAGUUGUCCGUCAUUCUGAAUGCAAUACUCAACAAAGUGUACUCGGAGAAAAGCCCGAAACGUGUACCAGAGGAAAUGGUGUCCAGUUUGACCACGUUAGACUUCGACCUUCAGCGAUGGCACGAGGGGCUCCCAUCUCACUUGAAAUUCGACGGUCCUCAGGAUACCCCUCCGCCCCACGUCCUCUUCCUGUUAGCGCUAUACAACGUGCUUAUGAUUCUCCUCCAUCGCCCCUUCGUGGCGGAAGGUCAUCUCCACAAUACGGUCCCAUCCACUGCGAUUAACUCGUUCCGCACCUGCACCACGGCUGCCAAAGCCAUCAUUAAGCUGCUUCAAGACUAUAACGAGACAUUCUCCACCUGCCGCGCUCCUUAUCUGAUUUCAUACGCCACAUACUGUAUCCAGGUCCACGCCAGCCUACGUACGUGUCUGUCUGCGUUUGACGAGAACCAGGAUACGAAUUGGGCUGUUCGACGCGCCAAGAAUGUUGUGAUCCACUUGAUGGAGCGGAUGGUUGUUUCGCUUGACCGGACUCAUCGCACUUUAGAACGGGACAAUAGCCGCAGUAGCUCCGCAGAAAACGAGUCUCUAGAUAGUCUUCAUCCAAUGCCCACACCGGUCACAUUGCUUCCUAGCACUGAGCAGACAGACCCCAUUGACCUUAGCCCGGUUUCUCAGGCCGACCCUGAGACUGCGGAGCUCGAUAUGGACAUGAUCAUCCAGAGCUUUAUCACGCAGGGAAAUUACGACUUGACCUUCGAUACGUGGUCUCCUCCGGUUGCUAACGUGUCGUUUCACGAUAUGCUGUUUGGGUUCAAUGGGUCGGGACAGGAUAUGUCAUGA